ACCAGUCGAGACAGAUGGUGUAGUUUCGCUUAAGGUUUCUAUUAGAAAAUGGCAGGUUAAAUAUCAGGAUAUGGCUAUAACUCUUAUCCUGCUUGUGCUGUUCGUUCCAGCAGUUACUUCGAAGGGUUCACAUUCUCUGAGUUUGCAUGCAACAUACAUUAAAGGAAACACAUUAUUUCCUGAAUAUAGUUACACGCUUAUGUUGGAUGAUGUUGUAUUAGGACUCUUUAAUUCAAAGACAUGGACAUAUGUUCCAAGAGGAAAUACUACGGAUGAAGAUAAUGUGAUUGACCCACAACAUCUCCACACCGUUAGUAAAAAUAUGUAUGAUGAUUUUGUGGAGAGGUGGAUUGUGAUGGACGGGGGUAACCUUACUGGCAGUCUUCAGGUUCAUCAAAAGAUGGUUCUGUGUGAAUUGUUAAACAAUGACAAGCCAGGACAAAUGAUGACCAGGAGUGCUUCCAAGGGCCUCACCACAGAUGAACUCUGUUAUCUUGAUGGCAAAUUUUAUUAUCAAGGAACUUCGUAUGUCACACAGCAGGAGCUCGAACCUUAUCUGGAACUGUCCAAGUUCUUUCAUGAGAAUGUGUACUACCCAGCUUGCAUAAACACACUGAAAAAUUACCUCAAGAAGAGAGGAAAUCAAGUCAACAGGAAAGUAAAACCCAGAUUUAAAUUAAUCCAGAAAGCAAAGUUAGAUGGAGAGUCUCGUGUGAGUUGUUUGGCAACAGGAUUUUACCCUCGCCACAUCAACCUGACCCUGUUCAGAGACGGGCAGCCUGUAUCUGAUCAUGAGAUCACUGGAGGAGAUCUGCUGCCCAACGAUGACGGGACGUACCAGAUGAGGAAGAGUCUGGAGAUCAGCAGAGCAGACACACACACAUACACCUGCUCUGUCACACACCUCAGCCUGGACAACAAACUGGACAUUUAUUUAGAAUUUGACCAUAGUGAACCGUUUAAAUCAUUGAUUCCAUCAGUGCUGAUAGUUUUGGCUCUCGUUUUGGUGUUUGGGACUGGACUCAUCAUAUAUAAAUGCAGAAGGAGACGAGCAGUUAUAGCUUCCAUUAAGAAUGAUUAUUCUUCUGCUUGUACAUCUGAAGAAAACAUGGAUGCAGCAUCUUGAAAUUAAUGUCAAUUCUACGAAGCUAUUUUUUUUCUUCAAUAUUUUACUGUAGAUUCAUACAAAAGUUUUGUGCAGUCAUCAUUUAAAUGUUUUGUGUCUUAAAUUUGUAGAAUUGUUUUUUUUUGAGUUCUACAACCUUACCAAUGUCAGAACUAUGGACGUGUCUGUAGCUGUGUCCAAAUUCAGGGUCUACAUCCUUCGGAGGACGCAUUUGAAGGAUGUUACGUCACAGCGCCGCGACGAAGGCUGU
This is a messenger RNA of Carassius auratus (goldfish), 1376 nucleotides long. Its product is annotated as zinc-alpha-2-glycoprotein-like. Gene Ontology annotation, biological process: immune response. NCBI's taxonomy places the organism in Eukaryota, Metazoa, Chordata, Actinopteri, Cypriniformes, Cyprinidae. Bases 71 to 1126 code for a protein of 351 amino acids. Gene Ontology annotation, cellular component: external side of plasma membrane. The record is from RefSeq and is a predicted model, not a curated record. The transcript is spliced from 7 exons.